Molecule: messenger RNA, 1617 nt
Organism: Dipodomys ordii (Ord's kangaroo rat)
Lineage: Eukaryota; Metazoa; Chordata; Mammalia; Rodentia; Heteromyidae
Gene: Stn1
Product: oligonucleotide/oligosaccharide-binding fold containing 1
Exons: 9
Coding region: 381-1520 (379 amino acids)
Biological process (GO): nucleotide-excision repair; double-strand break repair via homologous recombination; DNA replication
Cellular component (GO): chromosome, telomeric region; CST complex; site of double-strand break
Molecular function (GO): single-stranded telomeric DNA binding
Source: RefSeq, a predicted model, not a curated record
UACCGGGUCCGGGCUUCAGCCAAGGCCCCGGAUGGUGCCCUGAAACCAGGGGCUUGGCAGACAGGGCGCCCCUUGCUUACUCCCCGCACCCACCCAUGGGAGGGGGACUCAGGGCACGCACGUAUCGACGGUGUCGCCCAGGGGAAAGCUGGUUAGCUGUGUCCUAAGUUGGCAUGUUGGGGGCAGGGUAGAGGAAGGCCGCCUUCCACAUUCCCGAAUAGAGUUUGACAGAGCCCUGGACCUCUGGGCUUCCAAGAUGCCCACCUGAGAAGAGUCCAGGCCCAUGCCAACCUCGCCCACGUUCGACGCCCCUCAUCCUGACUUCUGUGUCUUGUAGAGGUGCUUGAACUCAGUGAAGCAGAGCCUUGGGGGUUAGCUGGAUGCCACAGCCCAGCCUCUUGAUGCAGUCUGAAUCCAGCCCGAGUGAAGAGGAGACCCCCUCCCUCUUGUGGGGUUUGGAUCCUGUGUUUCUAGCCUUUGCAAAACUCUACAUCAGGGAUAUCCUGGGCAUGAAGGAGUCCCGUCAAGUGCCAGGUAUAUUUUUGUAUAACAGGCAUCCAAUAAGACAGGUAGAUGUUGUGGGAACUGUCGUGAGAGUGAGAGAACGAGAUGCUUUCUACAGUUACGGAGUGGAUGACAGCACUGGAGUUAUAAACUGCAUCUGCUGGAAAAAGCUGAGCAAUAGUGAGUCUUCAGCAGCUGCAACUGCUCCAAGUACACCCAGAGAGCUGAGUGUGACCUCACAGCUUAAGAAGCUACAAGAGACCAUUGAGCAGAGAACCAAGAUAGAACUUGGGGACAUCAUCCGAAUCAGAGGCUACAUCCGCACAUACAGAGAAGAGCGAGAGAUUCAUGCCACCAUUUAUUAUAAAGUAAACGAUCCAGUGUGGAACACUCAGAUUGCAAGGAUGCUUGAGCUGCCCCCUCUCUACAGGAAGGUGUAUGACCAGCCCUUCUGCAGCCCAGCCUUAGAGAAAGAAGUGGCCAUGAGCGCCAGCAAUCCAGGCACUCUGGACCUCACCAGUCUCACUUGUUUGCUGAGUGAGAAAGUCAAAGAAUUCCUCGUGGACAAGAGAGUGCAGACCUUCUACCAGCAGGAAUUGGAAACUGUAGAGUCCUUGAUAGCCCUGGCCAAUCAGCCUGUGAUUCAUACCCACUCGGAUCAAGUGGAAUUAAAGAAUAACACCACUUCCAAGGCAAUUCAUAGCAUAUUUAAGAAUGCUAUAGAGCUGCUGCAGGAAAAAGGACUUGUUUUCCAGAAAGAUGGCAGUUUUGAUAACCUGUACUAUGUAACCAGAGAAAACAAGGACCUGCACAGAAAGAUCCACCAGAUCAUCCGAGAAGACUGCCAGAAGCCAAAUCACAUGGAGAAGGGCUGCCACUUCCUGCACAUCUUGGCCUGUGCACGCUUGAGCCUCCACCCGGGCCUCAGCGAGGCUGUGCUGCGGCAGGUGCUUGAACUCCUGGAGGACCACAGUGACGUCGUUAGCACCAUGGACCACUACUACAUGGCCUUUUGAGCAGAACCUACAGAGUGGCUGAAUAACGGGACAAGGUGGUGCUCAGCACAGAGCCAAUGCUAACCAGUGUGCCUGCAGGUGGUUCCCUCACAGUAGA